Musa acuminata AAA Group (dessert banana) is the source of this 2546-nucleotide messenger RNA. RefSeq names its product probable LRR receptor-like serine/threonine-protein kinase At4g29180. The transcript has 7 exons. Bases 50 to 1240 code for a protein of 396 amino acids. The record is from RefSeq and is a predicted model, not a curated record. NCBI's taxonomy places the organism in Eukaryota, Viridiplantae, Streptophyta, Magnoliopsida, Zingiberales, Musaceae.
GAAGCAAAAAUCUGCGGAUGGCAUCGAGGAGUUGAGCUGCAGGGAAACGAUGAGAAAUUUCAUCGUCCGAGUCUGCUUAGGAUGGUUGGCAGCAGCGAUUCUGGUGAAUGGUCAGCCAGGAUUCGUGAGCAUCGACUGUGGCGCCACUCGUAGCUAUACCGACUCCGAAACUGGAAUACUGUACCGAGUCGAUGAAGGAUACAUCGACACGGAUAGAAACGUCAGAAUCGCUGAAAGGUACAUCGAGGAUCCUACAAAGGUGCGUCCGUGGUUCACCGUUCGAAGCUUUCCCGACGGAACUCGCAAUUGCUACGCCGUGCCCGGGUUGAAGGAAGGGGACAGGUAUCUCGUGAGGGCCUCCAUCGUUCAUGGCAACUACGACGGCCAAGCCUCUAGCGACUCCGUCGCCCCACCACUGCUAUUCGAUCUCUAUGUCGGUGUCAACCUCUGGCGAAGCAUCAACAUCACCAAGGCGUUCGCACUUUACCGGGCCGAGAUUAUUACUGCCGCCCCGUCCGACUCCCUGUCGAUAUGCCUGGCCAACAUUGGUUCGGGAACGCCGUUCAUAUCUUUGCUGGAGUUGAGGCAUAUCGACAACCACCUGGCGUACCAGCACGCGAAUCAAUCCGCUGCACUACUCUUCUACAGUCGCUACAACUUGGGAUCCCUCACCAACGACACCGUCAGGUAUCCAGAAGAUAAAUAUGAUAGGACAUGGGAUCCUUGCAACAGUUAUAUUAUUGGUUGUGAAACAUGGAAAUUUACAAGCAGUACUUUGGGAAUCAAGACCACUCGUGGUGAUGCUUAUGAGGUCCCAGGCGUGGUCAUGGGGACUGCAACUGUUGCUGCAGAUAAUUUUACAUUGCAAUAUUCCUUGGGCUAUGGCCUCAAUUCGAGUGUUCAAACAACAUUCUAUAUCUAUUUGCACUUUGCUGAUUUCGACUAUUUAAGUGGGAAUGGAAGUAGAAUUUUUCAGGUGCGAGCAGAUGGGGAACCCGAUAGUGAUAACAUCAGUCCUGCAUAUCUACUGGCAACUCAUGUCCAUUUCGUCCAUCGGCUAGCGUACCCAGGUUUAUAUGGUUAUUUUAAUCUGACAAGGGUGGCCGGUUCCACCCUUCCCCCCAUCCUCAAUGCUGCUGAGGUUUACAUUCCUAUUAAUCUUUCGGUUUUGGCAACAGAUGUAGCCGAUGUUGAUGCUAUGAUGGGGAUAAAGAAAUUAUAUCAGGUGAAGAUAUGGUAGGGUGAUCCUUGUGCUCCACAGCAAUUCAUUUGGAGUGGAGUAAAUUGCACCUACUCAAGCUCUGGUACCCCAAGAGUCACCUCAUUAAACCUCUCUUAUCAUGGGUUGAAUGGUGCUGUACCAAAUGCUUUGGCUAAUCUGAAGGCCCUUAACUAUUUGUAAGUUUCUAAAUUUAUCGUCAGAGGCUGCUGGCUAGCAACAUCAUGCAGACAACUUGAGAACAAUUUGUAGAUGUUGCAUGAAAUUGACUUGUUACCCUUUUACCUGUGUAUUUUAUUCAUUUCUAAUCUCCUUUUUCUAACUCCAUAACCAAAAGGCUUUUGUUUUUUCAUGUUAGUUGCCAAAAUCAGGAAUGCAGAUGGACCAGUUUACAACCCAAAGCAUUAGCUUGGGGUUUUCUUUAACCACAUCCUAUAACAUCCAAACUGAACUAAUAUGGCUUUACUCAUGCAAUCUGGUUUCAAAGGACCAAAGUUAUAGAGAUCAACAUGUAGCUACUUUUUUUUUUAAUGAAAUUUCUUAUGAAAACAUAUCAAUAACUAAUGUAAUCCAUGUAUUUUGUCUCAGGGACUUGUCAAACAAUGAUUUAAGAGGCCCAAUACCGCCCUCUUUAGAAGAAUUGACAUCACUCACUGUGCUGUAAGAAGAGAUUUUUCUCUCUUACACAAUUCACUUGGUGCAUGCUUUUUCAAUAUCGUAAACUUCGACUUUGUCAUGCGCAUGCUUCAGGCCUUCUUUCUCCACAUAUUAUAUGCUAAUGGAUGAGCAAUAUCAAACUUUUUGCAGAAUUUUGUCAAAUAACCGACUCAAUAGGCCUAUUCCAGCUUCUUUCUGUGAUGGACAAUCAAAAGGAUUGCUUGAGUUGAGGUUUGUGCUGUAGUCUAACAUCCCAAAUCUUCCCACAAUUCCUUCUACCUAAUACUAAUAUCUUAUGAACUUUAUGUUCUGCAAAGAGUGGACAACAAUCCGGAUAUAUGUCUCUGUCAUAGUACAUGUCAAAUUGGCAGCGAAGGAAGGAAGCUUGCUACAGUCACCAUUGUGCUGAUCUCUGUCGUCCCAGCGCUGAUUAUACUGCUGCUCCUAUCAUUGCUUUUAUUCUUCUUGAGGAGAAAAAAAUCUACAACAAAAUUAUCACCGCCAAUUCAAGACACGCUUGCUAUACCCGAAACCCGUAGAUUUACAUAUGAUGAAUCGAAGGCCAUCACCAACAAUUUUGAUCUUGUACUUGAAAAGGGGGGGUUUGGGAAUGUUUACCAUGGUCGAUUGCAUGAUGGCACUGAAGCUGCAGUAAAACUUUUGCACUCAC